AAAGCAUUCGCCUUCUGCAAGCGCCUUUCUGUAUUUCCGAGAACGUCAAGUACUUCUCAGGAUGACAGAUCUGGUGGCUUUCCACUGUCCUAGCUGUGAGAUGAGGUUCCGUUCUAGGCAGCUGCUGAAGAAGCAUGUGGAAAAAUUCUGUAUAGGAGGAGAACUUGCAGACAAUCCCAGAGACCAGAAGGGACGAGCAUUGAGAAGAGAGAAGGAGCCAAAGCAAACUGAGACACUGGACAGCACGUUCUACAAAUUGAGGAUGCCCCUAGAGGAUACACUUCCUACAUUCAAGACUUCCCAGGCAAAGGAUGAGAACAGACACCAAAUGCUCCAUCAGCAGGAAUUCUGGCAGCGCCAGCAGCAAAUGGCAGAAGCACAUGAACAUCAGUUGGCAGAUAUCCAGGCCAGGAACCAGUAUCUGGAACAGCAAAGGGAUGAGAUCCAUAGGCACUUGUCAGAGAUGAAGUUAGGAAAUUCAGCUGCAUCUCACAUUGAGCACCUGCUGGUGGAGCUAAAAAAACAGGAAGGGAAGAAUCUGCUUGCUUUGGAUGCCUUGCAGGAGCAGAUUGGACUUCUGCAGCAACAGAGAACAACAACAAAGAACAAAAGCAAACCAGAACCUCCCACCAAUAUAAAGGCAAGCAGUGCUGACAAAAUGGGAAAGAAGGUCUCCCUCAGGCUUUUGCCAUUUCCUGCAGCUGUUGGACCUCUCUCUUCAGAGAUACAGGCUCUGUAUCUGGCAUAUGCACAGAGUGGAAACAAUGAUCACAACAUCCUCAACCAGAUGUAUGAGCUGCAGGUAGAGGCCAUAGAACUGGAGAAAGGCGGAGCCAGGCCUGAUCACAACAGCAGAAAGAAGAAACAUGAAGGUAACCCAAAUACCUACCCAUGGGGUUUGCAUUCUGAACUUCUGGCUGCUGAGCUGGAGAAUCAGCGGUUAGAAGAUGAAAUAUUCAAGCAGAAGAUCCUAAGGGGCAGAUGGAGAAAGGAGGAUGGGUAUUUGGACAAGCAACUGGCUGAGCUCCAGCAAGUACAUAUGGCAGAAAUGGCUCAGCUGCACACUGAGAUGGGCAGACUGAGAGAUGACACAGAAAGGAGGCCACAGCAGCCCAAGAGAGGGUCCCCACCCAUCCUCCCCCCUCCUAUAGCUCCACAAUUGCCACUUCUGCCCCCUGAGCGCCUUCCAGGACUUCCUGACUCCACUUUUUCAAUUGGUACCAUGAACCCUAUGGUAUCAUCUGCCACAGUUGUGAGCCGGUACUUCUUGGAUCCCACUGAUGCCCUGGGACCAGCUCCAUAUGAUCCAGCGUCUGGUUUUGUGAUAUUCUAUGACUUCCUUUUGGGACUGGAUCCCACAUUCUACCAGGUUUGCCUGGUUUCUGGCCUGUACCGUAAUGGGCAAGAGUUGGGCAAAUCCACCUCACUGCCCAUUGUCUUGUCUGAUAUGGGGCAAUCCUCUGAUCAUGUGAUGGGUGGACAGAGAGGGAGCAAUGCCAUUUUAGCUGCCAGGCAGCCAGUCCCAAGAGUUCUCCCUUCAACUUCGAUUGCCCUCAUAACUGAGCUUCAAGCCUCUGGAGGCCUUGAUGCUUAUGGGCAGGAGAUCCAGCAUUUGACCCCCAGGGGAUGGGCCAAAAUCCACCUCUUUGACCACCUGCACCAAGUGUUGAGUGGGUACUGGAAGGUCCCUGUCCGAGUGCUUCCUGUGAAGCCAGGCCUAACAGCAGAACAGUUAAAUGGUGUGCCCCAGGCUGGCAAGGCAGAGCUUUACUUGCGACUGGUGAAUGCAAGAGAUGCUGAUAUGCAGUCAAUGGCUGAGAUCCAUUUUGGCAAUGCCCCUCUCUACAAAUACCCUCCUAUAGUAACCAGUGGCACAGCGCCUCCUUCAGGCUUCCCCUCAACCCAAAGCUCUUUCAACCCUGCCCCCACCAGCCUGUCCCUUUCUGUCCCCCCUUACACUGGCUUUGUUGACCCCCCUCCUGCUAAGGAACAGCCUUUCCAAUACAAAAUUAAGCAAAGGUGAGAAAGGAGGAAAACAGCCCCCAUUCCCUCUGUAGCACUAGGCUUUUCUUCUAAUGAAAAUG
Molecule: messenger RNA, 2084 nt
Organism: Heteronotia binoei (common prickly gecko)
Lineage: Eukaryota; Metazoa; Chordata; Lepidosauria; Squamata; Gekkonidae
Gene: CCDC17
Product: coiled-coil domain containing 17
Exons: 14
Coding region: 62-2023 (653 amino acids)
Source: RefSeq, a predicted model, not a curated record